Messenger RNA from Orycteropus afer afer, 1845 nucleotides. It is a transcript of the gene NDFIP1, whose product is annotated as Nedd4 family interacting protein 1. Gene Ontology annotation, biological process: ubiquitin-dependent protein catabolic process; metal ion transport; positive regulation of protein ubiquitination. The record is from RefSeq and is a predicted model, not a curated record. Lineage: Eukaryota; Metazoa; Chordata; Mammalia; Tubulidentata; Orycteropodidae. Gene Ontology annotation, molecular function: WW domain binding. Gene Ontology annotation, cellular component: Golgi apparatus; endoplasmic reticulum; perinuclear region of cytoplasm.
AGCCAGAGAAGAGCUUGUGGCUCGAGCGCGGCAGCGGCCAUCGAAAACCACCAAGGCGUGUCCCCUCGGCCUCCUCGCGCUCCCAGGCCACAGCGCCCGCUCAGCUCGCUCGCUCGUUCGCUCAUUCGCUCUCCUUCCCCGCGUCCGGCUGCGCCAUGGCGUUGGCAGCGGCGGCGCUGGCGGCGGUUGAGCCGGCCUGCGGCAGCCGGUACCAGCAGUUACAGAAUGAGGAAGAGCCUGGAGAACCUGAACAGGCUGGAAGUGAUGCUCCACCACCUUAUAGCAGCAUCUCUGCAGAGAGUGCAGCAUAUUUUGACUACAAAGAUGAUUCUGGAUUUCCAAAGCCCCCUUCUUACAAUGUGGCUACAACACUGCCCAGUUACGAUGAAGCGGAGAGAACCAAGGCUGAAGCUACCAUCCCUUUGGUUCCUGGAAGAGACGAGGAUUUUGUGGGCCGGGAUGAUUUUGAUGAUGCUGACCAGCUGAGGAUAGGAAAUGAUGGGAUUUUCAUGUUAACAUUUUUUAUGGCAUUCCUUUUUAAUUGGAUUGGGUUUUUCCUGUCUUUUUGCCUGACCACCUCAGCUGCCGGAAGGUAUGGGGCCAUUUCAGGAUUUGGUCUUUCUCUAAUUAAGUGGAUCCUGAUUGUCAGGUUUUCUACCUAUUUCCCUGGAUACUUUGAUGGUCAGUACUGGCUCUGGUGGGUGUUUCUGGUGCUAGGGUUUCUCCUGUUUCUCAGAGGAUUUAUCAAUUAUGCAAAAGUUCGGAAGAUGCCAGAAACUUUUUCAAAUCUCCCCAGGACCAGAGUUCUCUUUAUUUAUUAAAGAUGUUUUCUGGCAAAGGCCUUCCUGCAUUUAUGAAUUCUCUCUCAAGAAGCAAGAGAACACCUGCAGGAAGUGAAUCAAGAUUCAGAACACAGAGGAAUAAUCACCUGCUUUACAAAAAUAAAUAAAGUACUGUUGAAGAAGAUCAUUUCUCUCUAUUUGUUCCUAGGUGUAAAAUUUUAAUAGUUAAUGCAGAAUUCUGUAAUCAUUGAAUCAUUAGUGGUUAAUGUUUCAAAAAGCUCUCGCAAUCAAGUCUGUGAUGUAUUAAUAAUGCCUUAUGUAUUGUUUGUAGUCAUUUUAAAUAGCAUGAACCAUGUCCCUGUAGUCAGUAGGGGGCAGUCUUGCUUUAUUCAUUCCCCAUCUCAAAAUGCAUUUGGAAUUAAAUAUUUUAGUGUAAGAUAUGUAUAAUGCUGGUCAUUUUAAAGGGGUUUUCUCAAAAGUUAAAACUUUUUGUUAUGAUUGCAUUUCUGCACAUAAACAUAUUUGCUGUUAAAGUUAAUGUAGAGAUUUAUUUAGUUGUACUGUGUGAAUACUGCAAAGCAAAAUCAGUGCAAAAUACAUUUAAGGUGUGGUCAAAAUAUGUUCUUAAUUGGUAAAUAAUAAACGUUAAUUUUUUUAUGGUCAGUAUUCUAAAUUUUGCAGUACUUUAUUAUUCUGUGGUGUGUGCCUAAGGGAUUCUAAAGGUGUCACUGUAUAAGAGAAAGGACAAGGGCAAAUGCAACUUACUUACUAAAAUGCAAUUCUUGUAUGAAGAGUUCCCUACCCCUUGUUUUCUUUUUUCUUUUAUCUUCUGAUGAUUAGUCCAGGGGCUGAGAGUGGGGAGGGGAUUAGGUACUAGGAGCAAAGAAAGAAUUGGCUUGCAAUUUUUGAGAUGAUCCCUAACAUACUUGCUUUAUGUGUUAGCAGAAACUGAUGCGUUAAAAAUGUAGAAUGAUGUGCUUUCUGCCAAGUGGUAAUUCACCUUGGUUUGCUAUGUUAAAACUGUAAAUACAACAGAACAUUAAUAAAUGUCUCUUGUGUAGCA